Messenger RNA from Paraglomus brasilianum, 585 nucleotides. The record is from the annotation of a GenBank genome assembly. NCBI's taxonomy places the organism in Eukaryota, Fungi, Glomeromycota, Glomeromycetes, Paraglomerales, Paraglomeraceae.
AUGGCAAGAUCGAAAUUCCAUAUUGUUCUUUAUCACGCGGAAAUAUCUCACCAGAACCCGUAUCUUAUCUAUCGCAAGCAGAUGGGCGAUGAGCUGUCGUCGUCAGGCAAAAGGGUGUCACUUGUUGAGCUCUCCAAGAUGUCAUCCACUGGGUGGCACAAUGGCUCGCAAGAAAUGAGAAACGACUAUAUAAUUCAAGCCGAAAGAAGAAAGGUGGAAUUUAAAAGGAAAGGCAAAAAAGCGAAAAAGGAAAAAGGAGGGCUUAAAUGGGUGAUUUCUACGCCCAAACAACCGAGAAAUUUUAAAAUUUAUAAUGCAGAAAAAUUUGAUAAUGAAAUUUUUAACAACGAAAGUGAAAUGUGUGAAAUCCAAGUUAACGGAAAAAACGAUACGAUUCUAUUUGUCAAUUACUUUAAAACAGCAAUGGCCAACAAAAUUAACAAACCGAAAGAUGUGACUGUCGAAAAUACCAAUAUUUUAAAAAAUCCCCAAAUGUUUUAUGAAAAUUAUGAUUAUGGAAUUCCGCUCUGGUUUUCCCCAAGGCUUUUGGAACCAAGUAAAUUUGAAAUUAUUGAAGAUAACUAA